This is a messenger RNA of Erigeron canadensis, 794 nucleotides long. RefSeq names its product cytochrome b561 and DOMON domain-containing protein At5g47530-like. Lineage: Eukaryota; Viridiplantae; Streptophyta; Magnoliopsida; Asterales; Asteraceae. The record is from RefSeq and is a predicted model, not a curated record. The transcript has a single exon. The coding region runs from base 115 to 687 and encodes 190 amino acids.
GAUGUUCCCAUUAUUAUUCCUUAGAAAGUUACAAAUCGAUUCCACCUCCACAAUAAAUCAGAACCACAUCAUAUUUCAAUUGGUAUAAAGCUCAAGAUACUAGAUUAAAAGAUCAUGGCUAUGGUUUUAAGUUCUAAAACCAUUCUAUUCAUCUUCACUAUUAUUAUUUCUUUAUUCUUCACUACUUCGUCUGCUGAAACAUGUAAAAAUCAUACUUUUACAUCCAAAAGGGUCUUCAAAUCUUGCAAGGAUCUUCCAUACCUCCAUGCUUAUCUCCAUUGGACCCUCUAUAAAUCCUCAAGACUAGUUCAUAUUGCAUUUCGAGCCCAAUACGGCCCAAAAGGUUGGGUUGCUUGGGCUAUCAAUCCAAGAUCAACAAUUAUGACUGGCUCGCAAGCACUGGUUGCUACUCGCGAUGCUAAAGGCAGGAUGUCGGCUUAUACCACGCCGAUUAUUGGAUACAACCCGUCAAUGAAACCUGGGAAACUCGAAUUCCGUGUUUCAAAGCUCUCGGCGGAGUAUGCAAACAAGGAGAUGACUAUUUUUGCAAUUGUUGGCCCACUCAGAAACUUGCCAAUUGUCAAUAUAGUGUGGCAAGUUGGAAGUGUCGAUCGAAAAGGUGUCCCUCAAAUGCAUGAAAUGGAGUCGCAAAAUCUUCGAUCUGCCAUGGCAAUUGACUUAUCGUAACAAAUAUGAAACUUGAAAUUCAUCACUUCAUUUAUAUAAUAAAGUAUAUAUACUUGUGCUAACCUCUUGGCUCAAACUAUGGGAUCACAGUCGCCCAACAUUUUCUA